UCAGGAUUAAAGCAUCUGGGAGUGGGGAUGUGUUUACUACUCUAGCUUUCCCAGCUGGCUUCUCCACCCUUUCAUUGUCUUCCUGCUCAGACUUACUUUCAGUUCCCCCUAAUGAUUUUUGGGUGUGGUGUCUUGGGCUCUUUCUUGGCACCCCAAGUUUUGCCCCUCUGGUUUAGAUACCACCAGAUACACUGAAAGACCUACUGAGGGCCUGAAGGACCCAAGUCAUUUUGAAUCAUGAGAAGGGACCAUCAUUGUGAUCAGCAGUCUGAUACUAUCAUUUACCAUUUUUCUUUUUGAAAAUGUGGCUGUUUACUCAUCUCUGGACUUCUAUCACCUCUGCCAUUUCUCAUCAUUCUUUUCUGACAAGAAACUAUUCAGUCAUGGAUAAAGAAUAUCUAUAUGUCCAGGAAAAGGUAUCCUCAGUAUCCUAAGUCUAUCAAUUUAGCCACUUUCCUCUCUACUGACCCUGAAGAUCCAGUAUUGGGGAAGAGAUGGCAGCGAACACUAGACACAGACUAGUCCGGUACUUAGGGGAAUUGAAGGAAGAGGAGCUAAAGACAUUCAAGCUGCUGCUGAAAAAUUAUCUUCCAGGGAAAGAAUUUUUAAAAAAAAACUAUCAGAACCAGUUAGAGAAAGCUGGUCAUAUUAAAAUGGCCUCCAUUAUAGUCAAUAUCUUUGAUGAGCAGAGAGUAUGGGAUGUUGUUAUCAGAAUCUGGGAGAAGAUGGAACUGAAGGAGAUGUGUGAAAGAGCAAAGGCUGAAGAUCCUCUGAUGGGUAACAGAAGAAAAUAUAUAAACAGAAUGAGAGAAAAAUUCAGUCUUGCUUGGGAUGGUAGCUCUUGUCUCAAAAACCUUGGAUACUUACACAAGGAAUUCAUACCUCUUCUGCUUCUAAGUAAAUCCAGAGAACCUGAGAAUAUAUCCAUGGAAAAUAGACAUAACUCAGUCAUGACAAAACAAGCACACAUAAUUGACAUAACAGCAUUAUUUGGGCCUGAUAAGAAACAUGUUCCACAGACUGUUGUGCUACAUGGUGCUCCUGGAAUUGGGAAAACAAUACUGACAAGAAAGAUAAUGCUAGACUGGGCAAACGGAGACCUCUUUCAGGACAGGUUUCGAAAUGUUUUUUACCUGAACUGCAGAACACUAAACCUUAUGUCAGAGAUGAGUUUAGCUGAUCUGAUUUCCAAAGAUUGGCCAGACCUCCAAGUACCCAUAGAGGCAAUUAAGUCCAAGCCAAAAGCACUCCUUUUCAUUAUUGAUGGUUUUGAAGAACUGAAGUGGCCGUUUGAGGAACCUGAAUCUGAACUAUGUCACCACUGGAAGGAAAAGCAUCCAAUGCCUAUCCUCCUGGGCAGUUUACUAAGGAAAACAAUAUUUCCCAAGUCAUCCUUACUGAUCACUACACGGCCCUCGGCUAUGCGGAUGCUGAAGUUCUUACCAGACAAGCCACAUUGUGUAGAGAUUCUGGGAUUCACUGAAGCUAAUAUUGAGACAUAUAUCUCUAAGUUUUUCAAAACUGAAGCUAAGGUGCUAAAAGCCCUCAGUGUGAUAAAAGCCAAUGACACUCUGUGGAAUAUGUGUUCUGUCCCCCUGGAGUGCUGGAUUGUCUGCACUUGCCUGAAACAGCACAUGGAAAGAGGAGAAGAGCCCAUGUUGAUUCCCCAAACCACCACAGCUCUCUAUGUGUCUUAUCUUUCUUUCGGAUUAUCUAAUGAUGGGAGCUAUCCAAGUCAGCACCAUGACACCCAACUGAGAGGCCUGUGUUCUUUGGCUGCAGAGGAAUUCUGGGGAGGGAAGUCCACAUUUGAUAGAGAUGACCUUGAGAGACAUGGGUUAGAUGUGUCUGAUGACUCUGCUUUCCUGGGCAUGUACAUUCUUGAGAAAAAGAAUGGCUAUAACAACUGCUACAGUUUCAUUCACAGGAGAUUCCUGGAAUUUUUUGCUGCCAUGUUCUAUGUGCUAGAGGAAGAGAAGGAAAGAACAGAUGAUCCUAUCUUUGGGAGGGGUAUAAAAGAGCUACUGGAACAGUACAGAGAAUAUGGCACAGAGGUUUUCAUAGUGCGUUUCCUUUUUGGCCUAUUGAAUGAAGAGACUGUGAGAGAGCUGGAAAGAAAUUUCACCUGCCCAAUAUCAGAAAGAGUGAAAGCAGAAUUACUACAAUGGAUAAUUGCAGAAAGCAAUGUACAUAGGACUAUGAAUCCUCUACUGUACCCAGACCCUUUGGAAAUGUUUCACUGUUUAUAUGAGAUUCAGAAGGAGGCACUGGUGAAGCAGGCAAUGGAAUAUUUCCCAAGAAUAAGAUUAUCUCUUCACACGCAAAAGGAUGUCCUUGUCUCUAUAUUCUGCAUUAAGUUAUGCUGUAGUGUAGAGGGAAUGUGGCUGCAUGUCAGUCAAACUUUGGCUCUGAUGUACAGUUCUCCUCUCAUCCUCAGUCAAUGGCAGGAGCUUAUCUCCAUACUCAGCCAUAAGCAAAGCCUGAAAGAAUUGGAACUAAAUGGCAGUUUCCUGGAUGACAGAUCAAUGAAGAUAUUUUAUAAAGAGCUAAGACACCCUAACUGUAAACUGCAGACCUUGAGGCUCCCUCUCACUGAAUUAAGCAAAGACAUGAAAAAAGAUCUUGAAGCCCUGCUGAAGACAAAGCCUUCCAUAAAAAAUAUAGAGACAAUUCCUGAUGUUGACAUGAAAAAAGAGAAAUGUCAUAAUUCUCCACAGGAGCAUCAGAAGUCCAGACCAGGAGAAGGAACCCCACAAACAAAGCCAGAAGUGACUCCCUCACUAUCCCCUUUUGACUCUUCAAAAGAUAAACAGUUAGAUCUGGAGAGGUGCCACAAUAAGUUCCUGGGACCAAAUGGACCAGUAAAUCUUGAACUGAUAGAUAAGAACAGAAACAUAUACAGAGUUCAUUUACCCAUGGCUGGCUUCUACCACUGGCCUGAUGCUGGACUUGGUUUUUCUGUGAAAAGUGAGGUGACUGUUGACAUUGAAUUUGGUACCUGGAAUCGGCACCUGGAUUGGACUCAGAAGCAAAGCUGGAUGAUUGCUGGUCCUCUAUUUCAUAUCAGAGUUGAUCCUGAGGUUGUGACUUCCGUGCAUCUCCCUCAUUUUGUAUAUCUCCAAGGAGGAAAAUUUGAUGUCUCCUUGUUCAAAAUUGCUCACUUUAAAGAGGAGGGUAUGGUCCUGGAGAAUCCAACAAGAGUGGAGUCAUCCCAUGCUAUCCUGGAAAACCCAAGCUUCUCUUCCAUGGGAGUUCUGCUGAGAAUUAUGCAUUCUACCUUUAAAUUCAUUCCCAUUUAUUCCACUACUCUGGUAUACUGCCAUCUCAGGGAUGAAGACAUUACACUCCACCUGUAUCUGAUCCCCAGUGACUGUACGAUAAGGAAGGCUAUAGAUGAAGAAGAGGCAAAGUUCCGUUUUUCACGCUUGCAUAAGCCAUCUCCAGUAACCCCACUCUACAUUGGCUCUCGUUUCUUAGUAUCUGGAUCAAAACACUUGGAAAUAAUGCCUGCAGAACUGGAACUCUGCUACCAGAGUGCUGGGGAGUGUCAGUUUUUCUCUGAGAUUUACUCCAGCAAUGUGAAGGAGAAAAUCAGUUUGGAUCUGAGACACCCAAAUGGGACACUGGUGUGGGAGACACUGGUGAGAUCAGGAGAUCUUGGACUUGCUUGUGCCCCAGUCUCUUCAGGUCCCACAGGACUUCACUUUGUUGACCAACACAGGGAUCAGAUAAUUUCACGGGUAACAGCGGUGGACAUGAUCCUCGACAAACUUUACAGCCAGUUCCUCAGUAAUGAGGAGUAUGAACACAUCCGGGCAGAGAAAACUAACCCUGAUAAAAUGAGAAGACUGUUUAGUUUUAGCACAUCUUGGGACAGGAAUUACAGAGACCACUUGUAUAAGGUCCUAAAAGAGACACAUCCUCACCUAAUAAAUGAAAUACACAAUACUGACAAGGCAUCAGUGAAAAGGCCACUGGGGGCUAAUAACAUUGCCACCUCUCCUUAUAAGCUAAAUUAGGCUAAUGUCCAGUUACUGAGCAGCAGCUGAUGAAAAUUUUUACAAAGUUCAAAAAUUGACUAGAGUAAUGUAGAGCACAAGACUGUGGUUUAUGUUGAAAUUUAAUUAGAAAUAUCAAUAUUUUCACAUUUUAAAUAAUCUUUCAAAUUUUUCAGUAAGUUUGUAGCAUUUAUACUAAAGGUUUUAAAGUUUAAAACUGUGCUAAAACUUUUGGGACAUUCUGUAUAUAAAGCAGAUACAAGACAACUUUGGAAAGGAAUACACUAGCAGUUGGGGAAGCAUGAAAAUCCUAAUGAGCUGAAUCUUAAAGGUGAGAAGAUAUAGCAAUUCAGGCAUAGGGUGGGGGACAGUCAGUACAAAGACAAGGAGGGUGACACAAUGUGUGGGGGAACAGCAAAUAGGUCACAUAGCUGAACUUUAAUGUGAAGAGGAGCAAUACAUAAGUAGGUUGGAAAGGUAGGAUGUGGUCAGGUUGUGAAGACCUUUAAAUGCCAAAAUGAGGAUUUUAUAUUUGAUCCUAAAGGUAGCAGGGAUCUACUGGAGUUUAAGUACAGCAGCUGUGUGGUCAAAUCUACAGUUUAUGAAAAUCAUUUUGGCUGCUGCAUGAAGAACGAAUUGGAUUGGGGAGAAAUGUGAAGCAGAAAGACUAGUAGGAAAAUAUUUCAAUAGGCCAGGUGAGAGGUGACAAGGGUUUUAACUAGGGUGAUAGGUGAGUGGAGUGAAGGGGACAUAUAUAAGAGUUUUAUAGGGACAAAAAUGAGAUUCAGCAAUCUAUUGCACAUGUGCAGGAAGAAAGAGGAGCCAAGAAUGAAACUAAAGUUAAGAAAUUGGGUAACUGGAAAGAUGGUCAUCCCAUCAACAGUAAUAAGUUUAUUAAAAGCUUGAAUUUGAGGUGGGGAGGGCAGACAUAAUGAGUACUUUUUGUACAUGCUGAAUUUGAAAUGUCUACAGGAGAGCUAAUUCAAAAUGCAAAAUAAAAAGCAACUGAUGUAGAAAUUCA
Vombatus ursinus (common wombat) is the source of this 5019-nucleotide messenger RNA. It is a transcript of the gene NLRP1, whose product is annotated as NLR family pyrin domain containing 1. The coding region runs from base 495 to 4019 and encodes 1174 amino acids. The record is from RefSeq and is a predicted model, not a curated record. The transcript has 13 exons. Gene Ontology annotation, cellular component: cytoplasm. NCBI's taxonomy places the organism in Eukaryota, Metazoa, Chordata, Mammalia, Diprotodontia, Vombatidae. Gene Ontology annotation, biological process: inflammatory response; innate immune response; regulation of apoptotic process.